This is a messenger RNA of Adelges cooleyi (spruce gall adelgid), 1731 nucleotides long. RefSeq names its product 15-hydroxyprostaglandin dehydrogenase [NAD(+)]-like. Gene Ontology annotation, cellular component: cytoplasm. The transcript has 6 exons. Gene Ontology annotation, molecular function: oxidoreductase activity, acting on the CH-OH group of donors, NAD or NADP as acceptor. Lineage: Eukaryota; Metazoa; Arthropoda; Insecta; Hemiptera; Adelgidae. Bases 188 to 1000 code for a protein of 270 amino acids. The record is from RefSeq and is a predicted model, not a curated record.
UGUCCAACAGCACAUAUAUGAUAUUCUCUCACUUGAUUUUCAACUAUACUAUAGAAUACACAUAUAAUUAUUUUCCUUAACACAUUUGUAUUUAUAAUUUAAAACAAUUCUUGUCAUUUGUGUUUCUUAAAGAUAUUGUGAACUAUCUUUUCUAUACUUAUUAGAACACAGUACUACGUACUGCAUAAUGUCAAAUAAUCUAAACCUCAACGGAUCCGUCGCAUUGGUAACAGGAGCUGCUCAUGGACUAGGAUUGGGAAUGUCUGAAGCACUUGUUAAAAGGGGCGCCUACGUCUCAUUAAUAGACAUAGAUGAAGAGGCCGGCAACACAGCUAUUACCAAUUUAGAAAAGAAGUAUAACGCAUCUGGCAGAGCAUUAUUUCUGAAAUGUGAUGUGACCAAUAAAGAUGAAUUUGAAGGUGCUUUUAAAAAAAUUAUUGAAAAAUUUGGGAAGUUACACAUUGUUGUAAAUAAUGCUGCUAUUAUGACAAAAUAUUUAGAUGCCUGGGAAAAAGCAAUUAAUAUUAAUUUUAAAAGCGUAGUACAUAGUACUUUGUUAUCUUUCAAAUAUAUAGAAAAUACAAAUAAUAAAAACAUAGCAGUGAUAAACAUAAGCUCUAUAAGUGCGUUAUCUAGUACAAUUCUUCCAGUGUACCAAGCAACUAAAAGGGCUAUUAUUGAGUUUACUAGGAGCAUUGGAUGUGAGUAUAACACAAGAAUGAACAAUAAUAAUAUAAGAGUUAUGGCUAUUUGUCCGGGCCCCACAUUUAAUAUAGAUGAAGACAACGAAGACAUAGAUAUGAUUGUUGAAAAGUUAAAAGUUUACAUCACAAGAGGAGAAACGAAUCCAAAUCCAGACAGAAAAAUAGUAAUUCAAAGUACUGAUUACAUACAAAAUGCUCUACUUCACGUUUUGGCUAAUGGAAAAUCAGGAGAAGUUUGGAUAGCUGAAAAUAAAGAUUUACCUAGACUUGCAUGUUUACCAGCAGUACAAUAUUAGAUGUGAAAACACAUUUUAAAUAUAAAUGUUAUUUUUAUUUCAUUAAUAUAUCAUAUUCAAUAACUAGUAAUAUAUUCAAUAUUCGUAAAAUUAAACAUAUUAGCACUCGCAGGGAGAGCAGCAGGUAUGCUUAAUAUUAAAUUUUCAUUAGAUACAAAAAACAUAUGUACAACUAACAGUUAUGUCUUUCAUAAGAGGUAUAUCUGAAAAUCAUCCAUAUACAAAGUAUCCUCAUAACUAAAGGGCAUAAUUGUAUGUCAAAAUUUCCAAUGUAUAGUUUGUUCAUGCUUAUAUUCACAUAACAGUUAGUUUACAAAAUGUAUCCAUCACUUAUCUAAAAAUGUUUUGUGAAAUGUGAUAUAUUGUUUUUCCAGAUAUCAAGAUACCAAAAGCAUAAAUUUUGAAAAUUGAAGGUCUCCCUCGCGAGUAACUGUAUAAUAGUAAAUAUAUCUUAUAUUUUUUGUAUAAUAAUAAGUUAUUAUUUUUAAGAUAAAAUCCUUAGAUAUAAAUCACAGACGAUAAUCAUACUAAAUAUAUAACUGUAACAGUAAAUAUGUAAAUAGGUUAUCAUGGUACAAAUGUCAUAAUCCAGUGUACUGUGGUUGAGAGCUAUUGUUUAAAUCCACCACAGAAUUUUGAGGCAUAAAGCAUCCUAAAUUUAGCCAUGAACGUUUCCCAUUAUAACUUUGAUUGUAUUGUUCACUAAAUAUUAAAUGUUAAUGAAUACAAAA